AUGCUGGUGGGGGUGCGUGAGUACCGGCGGGAGGAGAUGCAGCGCAUUUGCGGGCUGCCGGGCGAGGCGCUUGCCUCACACUACACGCUCCUCCGUGGCCGGAACGAGGCGACCCUGACGGAUGUAACGGACACGCGGGCGCGAAAAGUCAUUCAUUUUGACUACUACGCGACUGCAGCGCGGAGUCUGUUUGCAGAGGCCGUGGGGCCCAUCAUGCAUGCUGUGCUGCCGCCCGUUUCGUCACCGCAAGUUGUCGUCGUCGUCGACGGGACGGAGAUAACACGCUUCCACACUUUGCUCGACGAAGAAGAGGGUCUCUUGGCACAGUGCUGGAGUCUGAUGAUGACAGAAGAAGACUUCGAGCACGUGCUCGACACGAUCUACGUCGCUAUGGUCGAGUUGGACGACAACAACCACCUGCGGGACAUUGCGGAGGCGGCGGCUGUGGGAGAGCCGACCAUAAUUGAGGAUGCCGACGAUCAUUUUACGUCUGUUGAGGAUGUGUCGUACACAGCCCUCAGGGGUGAGCCGGAUCUGCGGGCGUUGCUGCAGCACGCGCAACGUGCCACGUCAGCUGGGCGGCACCAGAUAUUCAGCUUCAUCCUUGUUUACAAGGCGGCGACGGGGCUUCCGAACUCCACCAUCCAGUUCGUGUCGCUCGCGGUGUCUGAGCUGGCGCGGGGAAUGCGGUCGACACGGCACUGCAUUACGACAGCGGCGUCGCUCAUUGAGAGCCGUUCGCCCUCGAUCACUUUUGCAGGGACGAAGCUGUCGUAUCUGCUGAAGCCGGCGCUCCUUGGCAAACAACCGGGAUUGUGGAUUUCGUGCUUUGCGCCGACAAGCCCGUCGAAUGUGAAACAACGGGAGACGUUUAAGGAGUCCUUCUGCAUCGCGUACACGUCGUGUCGUGUGUAUGGUUCGCGUGUUGCUGUGGACAUUAGCGAUGCCUCUCAACUUGCCAACGGGUCAGAGCGGCGACACCUCUUCAAUAGCAGUGACGAAUGCGUGGAGAUGCACCCGCGCACCGAUGUCCCGCAGCCGAGCGCUUCUGCCUUGUUGAGAAAACCGAAGCGGCACGCAACGCAUGGCACGCCCUUACCCUCAUCUACGUCGCCCAUCGCCGCUGUCAAAACUAACGCAUCACGGCGGCGCACAAAUGGACCCAGUUGUGGGGAAGCUUCAGCUCUCUCUCCCUUGGCCACGGCGAGAGACACAAUGGCUGGUCUCCUCAUCACUCCCUCUGGCCGUAGGACGGACUACAUUGACGACAGGUCACGCACGGAGAGUCGUGCACGUGACUCGAGCACUGCGCGACGGCAGUCAAGCCGCCCCCUGUACAGCCGGUGCAGCUCGCUGGAGAAGCAUCCGUACAACUGCAGUGCUCGUUAUGAGUUAGAGACGUACAAACGGGUUAUGGAGCCCGCGAUGGAUCAACUGCGUCGAGAUAUCCAACACUAUGCGACGCAGCUCGAAGAGGCUAGGCGCCAGAUCCGGCGCGCUAAACGGGGGAAGAGUGCCGAGAUAGAGACUGAGCAGUUGCGGGCCAGUCUCGCCGGAGCCAUACAACAGCGUGAGUCGUUGGAAGAAGAUUUUGUUAGGCGAGAAAAGGACCUCCACGCAGAGGUGAGAAGGCUUCAGGAUUGGUGCAAUGACCUCACACGUGAGUUGCAGCUUCGUGCGGCAACUACUGUCCAAAAGAAUGAAGAGGGGCAGAAGCAGCAGCGGCAGCGGCAGAGCGUUGCUGUUCAGACACCUGGGUCGUUUCUCCCAGUGCCACCGAACCCACCGCCCACAGCGGAGGACCUGGUAGCGUCCCACGCGCGUCCAGAGCAGCUGCAAUCGCGGACAGAGUCGGCGGACGUACAUCGUGCUUCUCAGUGGAUAGAGGUUAUCGACUACCACCAGCAGGAGCUGGAGGGGCACGCGGAGCGUGAGCGUGCUUACCGUGAUCGCAUCAUGCGGUUAGAAGAGGUCCUCAGUGAACGUGACGCUGAGAUCACGCAGGCGAGGACGGAGCUUGCACGGCGUGAGCAGGAACUCUCACUAGAGACGGUGAAGAACCAGCAGAAGGAGCACGAGCGAGAACUGGAGCGGGGCUUCACUGAGGUAAUGGAGCGCCUUCGUGUGGAAGUGAAGGAGGCUCAAAUGGCAAACGCCAAAUCGGAACACCGUCUCGAGACGUGUCUUAACGACUUGCAACAGGAGCGAAAGCGGCGUGAGGCCACCGAGGCGGAGCUUCAUAUUCUCCAAACGACAUAUUCCCAACGCAUGAAUGGCGACGCAGCGAAGGAGAUGGUGCAACUUUUGAAGGAAAGCUAUGAACGCCAAUAUCACCAGCUACAACGAGAGGUGGAGGAGCUGCGAUCCCAGAAAUCGCAACAAGCUGCCUCGAAGGAAGCGACUCCUGUAGGCAACGCCUCGAGUGCCUCGACGCCAAGACACAACUCACGUGGACGCCAUUCUGCCGGCAUGCUCUCUCCAGCUGUCGAGACACGGGAAGACGUCGUUGUCCCUGUACGCUUUCCGCUGCAGAUCGAUGAUCCCAGCCCCAGCGACAAGACAUCCACACAGCUGCAGGUGGUUGCGGCGGUGGGCGAUGCGCAGCGAUUCGAGGACUUUAUGAAGGAGGAGCCAUCAUACACCUUUCGCAUACCAAAGGCACUAGAGCGGAUUCGUUCUUGA
Molecule: messenger RNA, 2682 nt
Organism: Trypanosoma grayi
Lineage: Eukaryota; Euglenozoa; Kinetoplastea; Trypanosomatida; Trypanosomatidae
Exons: 1
Coding region: 1-2682 (893 amino acids)
Source: RefSeq, a predicted model, not a curated record